AUGGCUAUUCCAGCUACUACGACGUACCUCAAGUGGUCGAAAACUCCCAUCACUUUCGAUCAGUCGGACCACCCAGCUUACGUUGCUACCCCUGGGCGGCAGGCGCUGGUGGUUGAUCCAGUUGUGGGAGGCACUCGGUUGUGCAAGGUCCUCACGGAUGGUGGGAGUGGUUUGAACAUACUCUACGCCGAGACAUUUAAGGGGAUGGGCAUUCCGAUGUCCCGACUCAGCGAGAGCAACAUGCAGUUCCACGGAGUCAUUCCAGGGAAGAAGGCGAGGUCACUCGGCCAGAUUGCCUUGGACGUGGUUUUCGGUGACUCGAAGAACUUUCGGAAGAAGAACUUUCAUAGCGCCUAUCAUGCCAUCCUUGGCCGAGCGGCUUAUGCACGUUUCAUGGCCCGCCCAUGUUACAUAUACCUUAAGCUGAAGAUGCCCGGUCCUAAGGGUGUAAUCACCGUCACGGAGAACAGGCAGAGAGCUGAGGAGUGUCUUCAGCAAGGAUCCAAGAUUGCUGAUGACCAGAUGGCAGUGGUGGAAUUGGAAGAGUACAAGAGAAAUACAGAUCCGACUGAUUUGCUUCGUUCCAAGAAACCAGCUUCCGAAUCUGCUUUCCAGUCGGCGGGAGAGAAGAAACAAGUUCACAUUCACCCAGAAGAUCCUACAGCCGCUCCGACUAACAUCUCAACAACACUCGACAGCAAAUAA
Molecule: messenger RNA, 705 nt
Organism: Aegilops tauschii subsp. strangulata
Lineage: Eukaryota; Viridiplantae; Streptophyta; Magnoliopsida; Poales; Poaceae
Source: RefSeq, a predicted model, not a curated record